Stereum hirsutum FP-91666 SS1 is the source of this 3400-nucleotide messenger RNA. RefSeq names its product leucyl aminopeptidase. The record is from RefSeq and is a predicted model, not a curated record. NCBI's taxonomy places the organism in Eukaryota, Fungi, Basidiomycota, Agaricomycetes, Russulales, Stereaceae. Gene Ontology annotation, biological process: peptide catabolic process; proteolysis. Gene Ontology annotation, cellular component: cytoplasm. Gene Ontology annotation, molecular function: peptide binding; zinc ion binding; metalloaminopeptidase activity. The transcript is spliced from 23 exons. Bases 47 to 3091 code for a protein of 1014 amino acids.
UUAUACGGCCUGGUAGCAGCCACUUGACGGAGUGCUGCAAAACCGAAUGUGGAAUGCACGCAUCCUAAACGCGUCGAAAUCGGUUCCCGCCACAUGGCCAAGACGACCUUCUUCCGUUCUCCCUGGGUCCGCUCUGCGCCACGCCAUUGCAGGUUCUUCCCCAUCGACAUCGAUCUUCUCAAUACGUUGCUUUCAGUCUCAUAGCACCCGGUUAUCUUACUUGCAAUCGUCUGGCCUUGCUUUGUCUACGAAACACCAAACCGGCACCCUCGGCUCAUCCUCUCACAAACCGUUCAGUUUCAUAACCCGAAGAGGCUUGUGCCAGUGCAGAAAUCACAGUAAAGACGGCGAUAAUUUCGACAUCACUCCAUCGGCUCCCAAUCGACCUGCUAGUAUGAGCGCACCAGGCACGAUGGACGAGUACAGGCUGCCCACGAACGUGAAGCCGACCCAUUAUGACUUGACGUUGAGGACGGACUUGAAGAAGGAGACGUUCGAGGGUGUGGUCGAUGUUCACCUCGAUAUCUUGGAAGCGACCAACUCCAUCGUCCUGAACUCGCACGAGUCUCUCUCGCUCCCCUCGGCUUCAUUGACACUGGUCUCCUCUCCCGCCCAAUCCCUACAACCGACCAAACAGUCUUUCGAUUCCAAGAAUGAGCGCACGUCCUGGGCUUUUGCUGAAACGUUACCGGCGGGAUCUAAGGCGGUCUUCCGGGUGGCGUUUAAGGGCGUGUUGGACGGGAGUAUGACCGGAUAUUACAAGAGUACUUGGGAUGGCGGGAUUUAUACGUUGACGCAGUUCGAGCCAACCUCCGCCCGCAAAUCCCUCCCCUGCUGGGACGAGCCCCUCCUCAAAGCCACCUUCAGCGUCACCAUGAUCUCACGCAAAGACACCGUCUCGCUCUCCAACAUGCCCGGCACCCCCUCCCCCUCCUCCACCUCCGCGCCCAAAGACGAGUCCGAAAACGCUCUGUACGCGGGUGUGGAGAAGGGUGAGUGGACGGUGACGAAGUUCGAGAAGACGCCGCCGAUGUCGACGUAUCUGCUCGCUUAUGCGAAUGGUCCGUUUGAGUAUAUCGAGGCGGAGUAUACGAGCCCGUUGAGUGGGAAGGUUAGGCCGUUGAGGGUUUAUACUACGAAGGAUAAGAUCCAUCAGGCCGAGUUCGCACUCGAGGUGAAGCGCAAGGUCCUUCCGAUCUAUGAGGAAGUCUUCGAUGUCGAAUAUCCGUUGCCCAAGCUGGACACGUUAGUCGUAAACGACUUCGACGCCGGUGCCAUGGAGAAUUGGGGUCUCAUUACAGGCCGAACCUCCGCCUUCCUCCUCGACCCGAAACGCGCUGAUAUGGCGGCGAAGAAGAGGGUCGCGACGGUUCAGAGUCACGAGGUGGCGCAUAUGUGGUUCGGCGAUAUCACGACGAUGGAGUGGUGGAACUACUUGUAUUUGAACGAAGGGUUUGCGACUAUGAUGGGCGAAGUUAUCAUCAUCGAUAGGGUCUUCCCCGAAUGGAAAGUUGAUUCUGAGUUCAUCACCGAGCAUCUCAACGACGCUCUUCGUCUUGACGCCAAGCUUUCGUCUCACCCGAUUGAGGUGGACUGUCCGGAUGCGAAUCAGAUCAACCAGAUCUUCGACUCCUUGUCGUACGCCAAAGCUGCCAGUGUCCUCCGCAUGCUCUCCUUCCACGUUGGGGAAGCCUCUUUCCUCAAGGGUGUCUCCAUCUAUCUCAAGAACCACCUCUACGCCAACAGCACAACGUCCGAUCUCUGGAAAGGGAUCAGCCAAGCGACAGGCGUGGACGUGGAUGGAAUCAUGAAAAAUUGGGUUACCGAGAUGGGCUUCCCGGUGUUGAGUGUGACGGAGGUUGAGGGCGGGAAGAAGAUUAGGGUGAGGCAGGAUAGGUUCCUUGAGGACGGACCGGCGAAGGAGGAGGAUAAUAAGACGAUCUGGACUGUGCCCUUGAGCCUGCUCUCGACAGACUCAAAGGGAGAAACGAAUAUCGAUAGGAAGAUCGUGCUCGACAAGAGGGAGGCUGAGUUUGAGGUGGAUACGAGUAAGCCGUGGAAGUUGAAUGCGGAUACUUGUGGUGUUUUCCGCGUACUCUACACGCCCGAACGCCUCGCCUCCAUCGCCCAGGAAGCCGCAAAGAAGACCGGUUCCGCCUUUUCGCUCAACGACCGCAUUGGACUGGUGCAUGAUGCUAUGGCCCUCGCUAAGUCCGGACAUUUGAAGGUCAGCGCCGCGCUCCAGAUGGUGGAUAUCCUGAGGGGUGAAGAAGAAUUCCUGGUAUGGGACAGUAUUUCGGAGAAUGUGGCCAGGGUUGCGGACACGUGGUGGGAGGACCAGACGGUCGUGGACCAGUUGAAUGCGUUCAGGAGGGAGCUCUACGUACCCUUGGUCAAGAAGCUCGGAUAUGAGUAUUCCGACGAGGACAGCGCGGAUACAAGCCAGCUCAGGACGAGGGCAGUCGAGCAGGCGGUUAUGGCGAAGGACCCGGCUGCGAUUAAGGAGCUUCGGGACAGGUUCGCGAAGUUCGUCGAGACCGGCGACGAUCAUGUUAUUCCGGCGGAUUUGUUGAGGAUUACUUUCCGAACUGCCGUCGAGUAUGGUGGCAAGGCUGAGUAUGACGCGGUCGAAAAGUUGUUCCACAGCGCGAAGACACCGACGAUUCAGCAGGCAGCUAUCCGCGCGAUGGGUGCCACGCAGGACAGGUCUCUUCUCGACCGCACUUUCGACACUGCCAUGACCAAGGCUCGCGACCAGGACGUCAUCUACUUCUUCUAUGGAAUCGCACCAAACAAGAAGUUUAGGAGAGACUUUGGACGGUUCUUUGAGGAGAACUUUGAGACGCUUUACAAGCGCUUCGAGGGUAACUUCAUGAUGCGCUAUCUCGUCACGGGCGUGUAUUCCGGUAUGUCGACCAUCCAGGACGCUCAACAUAUCGAAGAGUUCUUCAAGGGCAAGGACCAGACGAAGUACAACCAAGCGCUCGCACAGGUGCUAGACACCGUCAAGUCAAAGGCUGCUUGGAUCGAGCGUUCGACGGACGAUAUCAAGCAGUGGUUGGAGAAGAGAGAGGGUGAAUCCAAGCUCUGAAACCAAAGGAUCUUCGUCGAUACACCAAAAGCAGAUACUUUCUUGGACUAUUGGCUGUGUGGAGUGUCAAGUGAUCGUAGAAAUAUGAAGUAAUGUGCGGAGCGAUUUGCUUGCGCUGUAGGAGUCAAUCAAGUUGCUCGAGACGGGGCGAUGACGUGCGGUACUGGUCAAGCGUGCACAGUGUUCUCUCGUAACUUCGUCCUGAAUUGUCCUAUAUACACUGAUUUUUGGCUCCAAUACCGAUGAACUCACACGCAGGAUGUACACAGAAAACACUUUUGUAUUGAUUGCGAAUAAAUAAGAGAUAAU